Messenger RNA from Stegodyphus dumicola, 3650 nucleotides. Its product is annotated as sec1 family domain-containing protein 2-like. Gene Ontology annotation, biological process: vesicle-mediated transport. Lineage: Eukaryota; Metazoa; Arthropoda; Arachnida; Araneae; Eresidae. The record is from RefSeq and is a predicted model, not a curated record.
UUAUGAAAAAAGCAAUUUCUUUGUUUCAUAUAUUAUGUUUUAAGUAAUACAUACAGCUUAUAAAUGGCUUUCGUUUCCAUAUUUGUAUAGUCGCUCACAUGCGUCUGAGGGCUGAUAGUUUCUUCCUAAGCUUGAACUGUCGAAACGAAAUUGCUUCCUUUACGGUUUCGCGAGUUUCCCUAAGUGUGAAAAAAAAAUAUAUACGAGCUAGUUUCCUUUAGGGAGACGAGCACACUGCUGUAACUAAAUUUUUUCCAUUUCGGAUUAAUUAUUAUGAGUGGUACAGAUUGGAGAGUCAAGCACACUUGUGAUUAUGCUCCAUAAUUCAUACAAAUAAACUCUGUAUUUAGAAAAUGUACCAUUAGUGCGUUUCUAAAACAGUCGCAAGAGGCCCAGCAUUCUAAGGUGUUCAAAGUCUCCUUCUGAAUUUGAAGAAAAGCAGUAUAACAAUGAAAGAAAUAGUAAGCAUAUCUUGUAUCUGGAAUCCACCGCCGGUAACAAACAACCUCUAACCCAACAAAUAAUUACAUAGCCAAAUAAAUGUUAUUGCUUUUAAUUAGAAUACACUUACUGAAGAGAAUGGUUUAGUAACGAGCAUGUGUUAUAUUUAACUGUAGAAUCUUGUUUUUCCAUCUAUUAAAUAAUUUAUAUUUAUCAAAUGUUAUCCAAAUCUUCAAACUUUAAAUUGCUAUGUUUUGUCUGUAUGUGGAAUAGUGAAUACUAUUUUAAAUUAGGCUUAAUUCAGAGAUCGAUUUUAGUACAAGGAAGGUCUCUUGUGUUUAGUCCUGUAUUGAAUAGUGUCACUAAAGAAGUAAGUUGCAUUAUUAACUUAUUAAUUUUUGGAAUAGCUUUAGCAUUCUCAAGUGUGUAUUGCAUUUCCUCAUAUAUGCAACAUGGCUGAAGCAAAUAAGGUAAACUUAAAAUAUUUAUUUAAGUUAGAAGCAAUGGGUGAAAGAAAUGUAAUUGAUUGGUGUAUGGAAAAUGGGUUAAUAGCUUACUGUUAUGUAUGUCCAAUAUGUAGCAACAAUAUGAAAUUAACUGAGAGAAAAGGUUUAUCUGAUGGCUGGCAAUGGCAUUGUCGUGCAAAGAGUAAGGACAAUUUUCAUGAAGUCAAGAGAAGUGUGAGAAAAGAUUCAUGGUUUGCUGAGAGUCGUAUGUCACUGAGUAUGAUUUUGCAACUGACAUAUUUGUGGUAUAUGAAGCUGACAAAUGAAUUUAUUACAAAUGAAUUGCAAUUGUCGACGCACACAGUUAUAGACUGGAAGAUGUAUUGUCGUGAGGUAUGCAUUGAAUUGUGUUGUAGAGAUAGCGUAGUGCUUGGAGGUCCUGCAGUAGUUGUUGACUUGCAUGAAGGUAAAUGUAGAAAGUCUAGAUGUCGUGAUAUGGAAGGAAAACGUAUAUUUUGUGGAAUAGAAAGAGGUACAAGUAAAUGCUUUCUUACUGUUGUUGACAGCCAUAGUAGAGAAGUUUUGUUGAAAGUACUUGAAGCAUAUGUUUUGCCUGAAUCUAAGAUCAUUUCAGACUGUUGGGAAACAUAUAACUGUAACCCUAAUGAGGGCUUUAUACAGCUCAGUACAAAUCGCAGUCUCAGUUUUCAAGGUUGUGGGACGGAUCUACAGAUGCGUAGGUGUUUAGGGACAUGGAUGGCUAUUGGAAAAGAUCCUCAACAAAGAAAGGAUCAUUUUGAUUCGUAUCUUGCUGAAUAUUUGUGGAGGAAAAAUCAUAAAGAGGAAACUUUUUUAUCGUUUAUGAAAGCUGUGGCAGACAUUUAUAGAUCUCGAAUGGAUGAUUAAAGAGAGCAGAUUCCAAAAUAAAGAAAGCUGUUUUCAUCAUCAUGUCUCCCAUACUGGCUGAAACUUUAAGGACACUGAUGGUAAUAAUCCGAGCUAAUAGCUUCAGGAACUGUGUUGUCAUCUCAUCCUUACCUUCAAAAUGUCACAGUGAAGGGCCAUCAGAAGAUGGAAAUUUUACUUCACUAGAAAAUCAUAUCCUAAACUGGAUGGGGCAUAGGGAUUAUUCAGCUUGUAUAUACCACAUUCCUUUAUUUGCUGCCUAUUUAACUAAAAAUAUGUUUAUUAUGCCCUCAUUUGUUAACCAGCUUUCUGUGUUCAAAUCUGGCUUACAAGAAAUGAAUAUGAGGAGAAUUGCUGAUAUUUCAUUAAGGGAUUUAUCUCAAGAUAUGCAGACUUCUAUCAAAAAUUUAGCAUGUUCUUUACUCUCCCACUUGGAUACACUUCAAAUUAAAGGAGAUUUUUUCUCCCUUGGACGACUCAGUCAUGUUUUGUGUACUGAAUUGGAAAAUCUCUCUCAAAAUACUAAAAGGAAGAUUUCUUCUAACAAAGCAUCCGUGCUUGUUGUCGAUCGCCUUCUAGAUCUUGCUGGACCAUUGAGCCAAUCAUAUGAAACAAUGUUGGAUCUGAUACUGAGAGCUUUGCCCCAUUUUCCUGGACAUGCUCUUGAUGUGUGUGUUUCUAUGGGUGAUCUUGCCACUUGUAAAAGUGAAUCAGUAUUUGGAAGACCUUUGCUUGCCCCAGGAUGUCUUGCUCACAAAAGCACUGCUGCAGAAAUCUCAAAUUUGAAUUCCAUUUUAUGCGAAAAGCCUAGAGAAGCUUUGAUUCAAACCAAUCGCAGUGUUGUUGAAUGUGCAUCUACUGAAGGGAUUGCUUUAGAGCUCAGUUCUCGAUUGACUCCUGAAGCCCUGAGGAACAGAAUCGUUUCUUUCAAGGAGAAGCCAAAAUCUCUUAUUAAAAACUGUGGAAUAUUACAACAAGCCUUAGCUGUAGUCCAAGCCUUAGAAUAUUCAAAAAUAAAUUCAGUUGAUCAUCUGUCUGCUAUUGAAAAAGCUUUAAUCCAGUUCUUAGCAACAUCUCCAGAAGAAGUUUUGAGUAAUAUAAUGCAAAUGGUUGCUGAGAAGGAGGAAAUGAACUAUAAGAUGGAAGAAAUAAUAGUCUUUUUGGCAUUCUUCUAUAUGCUUUCUGGUUGCAGUAGUGUGGAAAAUGAAUCUGCUAUGCAAGCAACUUUGAUGGAAACAUUCUUUCAAGAUAGUGGUACAAAUGACUUAGCUUCCUUAUUUGUGGAUGGAGAAUUGGAAGAUGAUAACAUAGUCAAUGCUGUCAGAAUAUUUUUUGAUGUUCUCAAAAGAUUAGGGACCAUGCGCAAAGGUUUGAAGAAGUAUACACAUGUCUUUAAAUCUACCAAUCCUGCAUACCCUGCUUCAUAUUGUCCCCUUUUAAAGCAAUUGUUGAAUGAUAUCUUCAAUACUGCAAUUCCUGAUUUGCCAGAUGUUGAAUUUCAUUCAGCUGGCCUGAAAGACUACCUCAAAACAGGAUUUAGCUUAUUUAUGAAUGUGGCAAAGCCUCAGCCUCGAGACAAUCCUGUAAUUUUUCUUAUUAUUCUUGGUGGCAUCACUCCUGCAGAAAUAAAAGCAGUUCAAGAAAUAGCUGCUCAUCAGAAAGGAACAGAAGUCAUAGUGGGUUGUACAAAUGUCCUAACACCUCCAGAUGUACUUCGAGAUUUGGGCUUGAUUGUAAAAGAGCUUUCAGCAGAUUGUUAUGAAAAUAAUGAUUUCCCUAAAUAAUACAAAAAGAAAUGUACAAGGUCAUCUUGUAAAUAAAAUUAUUUUUCUAGUUGUUAAAAGGCUUCAAUUUGAA